Vitrella brassicaformis is the source of this 896-nucleotide messenger RNA. NCBI's taxonomy places the organism in Eukaryota, Vitrellaceae. The record is from the annotation of a GenBank genome assembly.
CGCAGUGGGGCGUGACGUUCUCGCGGUUCAAUUGCGUCCUUUUUGGCUGCUUUCGCUCUCCCCUAUCGAGUUUCGUUGGUUCCCAUCACUCGAACUCUGCAUUCGCCCCACAGCACCGAUGGCGGCUGAGUGUGAGAGCCCGCUGACGCCCCACAUCCCCACGUACUCGCGGCUCAACCCGUCGCUGCACCGCACCGACAUCAAGCUGGGCCCCAUUGCCGGAUCUACAAUCAUGCUUAGGCGCCGCAAUGCCAUGCUGGUCAAGGUGACGGUCACCGUGACGGAGGGUGCCGAGAAGGACGGCUGCGCAUGCAACGGUGAGGAUGGCAAGAAGGUCAAGGACACUCCCACGGACAUCAACCAGGUACAUCCACACAGGCGGGCGUGGAUGCAGUGGCCAUCAAUGCGUCGUUUUGCAAUGCAUUCUUUGUUCAAUGAUUUGUCCUGUGGGUCAGGUUGGCGCCAAGGCUGUGGUGCAGUACUCCAAGGCCUCGUGUGUGUCGGGCUCGUCGACUGCCGCUACAACGCCACGCGACGGCAAGAGCGGCGUCUCCCUCGUGGCAUGAUCGAAGAGAGACAUUCAAGAAACAAGACGUAGUAUGGAAGAGAGAAGUGCGAUGCAUAGCAGAGGGUCCACUGCAUGUGAGCUGCAAUGGCGUGUUGGCGGCAAUGUGUUCCUUGCUGCUGCCCGCGGUCCUUGUGUGGAACGACUCAUCCGUGUGUAUGCGAUGUGUUUGUCUUGCUGGACGGAUGGAUGGCUCGAUUCACGCAAAGCGAAAUCCUUAUGGACGGACGUUUCAAUCAAACAGACUUUAAUGCCCUUUCUCUCUCUUGUGUUGUCGAGCCGACCAGUCACACAAUACAUUGACAUAUUGCCUUCACCAUCGAUGUGCUGG